Messenger RNA from Microthlaspi erraticum, 711 nucleotides. NCBI's taxonomy places the organism in Eukaryota, Viridiplantae, Streptophyta, Magnoliopsida, Brassicales, Brassicaceae. The record is from the annotation of a GenBank genome assembly.
AUGACUAUGCCUAGCACUAGAGCCAUGGAACUUGAACCUGAGCUUGAACCUGAUGGAGCUAAACAUGUGGAGCUGGAACCUGAUGGAAUUAAAGACAUAAAGCUUGAGGUUGAGGAGAAACUUUAUGUCAUGGACAAACUUGUUGCCAACCAGGAGCUUGCAGCCGAGAAGAAGCCUUUAGCUGCACCAAUGCAACUGGAGUUAAUCUUGAGCCAAGAUGGAGAAGACAUGAUCCUAAACCUCCCUGGUACUAUGGUGUCUGAGAAGGAAGAUGAAGAAGAAUCAAGAAAAAGCCUCAGCGAAACCCUGUUGGAACAACUCAAAAAGAUGAUGAUUGAGGAGUUUGAUCGGAGAGAGCAGAAUAAAGAAGGAAAGUGGAAGCAACCUAAGGAUCCGGUCACAUCUAUGAAGAAAGAGACAGCCGAACAAGGCAGCCAAUGCCAAUCCAGAAGAUCAAGAUACGAACUGGACAGAAAGUUUGAGGAUCUUAGUGGUUACAUGAUGAUGAUUCCGCCAUUCAAUGGGAACAAUGAUCCGGAUGUAUAUCUGGAUUGGGAGAAAAAGUGCGAGAUUACCUUCAACCGACAUAACAUAGCUGACAUCAACCGAGUGAAAUUAGCAGCUAUGGAGUUCAAGUAUUAUGCUCUAAGUUGGUGGAAACAGGUUGAGACGGCACGAGCUUAUAGUGGAGCUUAUGAGAUCUCUACUUGA